CCAAAUUCCAACAUUUACAGGAGCUAAACGUGCAGCAAAUUAAAUAUAGAGAAACUGAAGCAAAGACUUUCUCUGAACAGAAACUGCCAUGGAUGUCUCAGACUCUGACACUAAUUCACACUUCUUUGCACAUGACGGAGUUAGGACAAACCCACCACGGCUUACAAAGAGACGGGGGCCCAACAGUCAAUCAGGAAAAGAGCAAAGUUAUAUAAACAUGCAGACAACAGAUUAUGAAUCUUCACGCUCACGGCCCAAUUUUAAUGAAGAUGAGUUCAGUUCAAGACAAAUAGAGAAACAAGGAGAAGGACAGGAGAAGAAAAAAAUGUCUGACAAGUUAAAGGAAAUGACAGAGAAGAACAAACUACUUGAGAGAUCGUUACAGGAGGCAGAUCGUAAUAACAGAAAAUUAAAGUCUUUCACUUGGAUAGCCUCUGUGCUGGUUCUGGUUCCACUGUGUAUUGGAUUGCGCUUAGCUUUCAAAGGACAUGAGAUGAAUCAUCAUGAGCUUAGACUGAUGUUGGUGGGGAAAACUGGAGCAGGAAAGAGCGCAUCAGGAAACACCAUCCUGGGUGAAGAGGCCUUCAGAGUCGAGGCAUCUCCUGCAUCUGUGACCGCAAGCUGUAUGAAGAAGAACAAAGUCCUGGAUGGAAGAAACAUCACCAUAAUUGACACUCCUGGUGUCAUGGACACAUGGUUACUAUCUAACCAAACGGCCCACCAUGCACAUGAAUGUAUCUCCAUGUCUUCUCCUGAUUCUCAUGUGUUCCUGCUGGUGAUCAGACUGGGAAGGUUCACAGUGGAGGAGAGCAGUGCUGUGAAGUGGAUUCAGGAGAACUUUGGAGAAGAAGCUCUGAAGUUCACCAUGAUUCUGUUCACUGGUGGAGAUCUUCUGGAAGGGAAGCCAGUGCAGAAGUUUAUCAGUAAUAGUUAUGAUCUCCAGAAUCUUGUAGAUACCUGUGAAGGUAGAUAUCAUGUUUUUAACAACUAUGAUCAAAGUAACCGCACUCAAGUCACAGAGUUAUUUGAAAAGAUAAAUGUAAUACUACACAAGAACAUGGGUUACUUUUACACAAAAGAGGUUCAUCAGAAGGUCCAGAGAAGCACCAGAGAAGAGGAAGAGAGGAAGAGAGUGAUUUUAGAGAAAGAGAUUAAAAUGGAGGAAGAGAAGAAGAGAAUGAUGUUGCAAGAAGAGAUCAAAACAGUGGAAGAGAAGAAGAGAGCCGUGAUGGAGAAACUGAUCAGAGAAGAAGGGAAAAUUCAAGUUGAACAGCUAGCAAGUGAGGUCAAAGCAAAGGCACAGAGAGAGUGUAAAAUCAGAGAGGGAGAAAUCAGACAUGAAGAGGAAUUAAAUAGGAAACUUGUAGAAGAAGAGAUGAAGAUGGAGGCGAAGAGGAAGGUGAAUGAGAUGGCAAUUAAACUGAGAGAUGAACAAUUAGAGAACAAAUAUCUUAAGGCAAAGUUAGAACAUGCUAAUAGUACAUCUUUCUGGUUAAUGGUCUCAAUUGGCAUACUCAUUCUAUUUCUGGUCCUUGUAAUGAUGAACAACAAAAAAAGAAAAUAGCUGAAUCAUUAGGCUAAGGAGCUAAAAUAGGGUCCCUGGUAUCUUUAAAAUUAACAGCAAAUUGAAAUUAAACUCCCCCAUUUUCCUGUGCAAGUCAUUUAAUUUUCCAUAUGGUCUUACAGAUGAUAAUAAUGAUUUGCAGGACCCAAUUUAUAUGUGAAGUUAUGAAUGUUAACUUUAAUUAAAACUUUCAUUGAAAUACUCUAUAUUCAAAGGCCAAAAAAUUCUGAGCUGAUGCACCUUGUCAGAUGUCAUUUAUUUUGUGGGUUUUUUUUACAAAAAAUUAAACUAAAUGACUGAAAUUGCUCAUUUUGUUCAAAUUACAGAUAUGUACAGUGAGCUCCAGACUUAUUGACACCCUUUCAGAGAACAGGCAAAAACUAUUAGAUAUCAGAUCUCACAGUUGGCUUGGGAUUGUACAUCACUUUGAAUGAAAGCAGUAGGCCAAGUGAAGUAAGUGGAAGAGAGAGCCUACUGCCACUGCAACCCCCACUAAAAAAAUGCAGUAAGAAAAUGAAUGAAAUUGUGGUGUUGGACGAGACCAACAUCAUGAUCUGGUGAAAAGUGGGAACUUCAUAAAGGACCAAACACUUAUUAUGGGAAAAACUUGAAACAUGCCAGUAGGCACUUCUGAAACAUGCCAGUUGGUGGACUGGCUAAGAUAAAUUGUCCCUAGUUGUGAAUAAGUAUGUGAAUGGUGUCGUGCGAUGGACUGGCUUUCCAUCCAGGGUGUAUUCCUGCCUCAUACUCAGUGCUCCUGGGAUAGGUUCCAGAUUCACCCUAACCCAGACAAGGAUAAAACAGUUAGACAGUUACUGAGUGAGAGAGCGUUUUAUUCAAAUAAAUCUAUACAAGGUUUCCAUUUGUUCAUUUUAUAUAUUCAAAUUGUUAUGUAAAGAGUUGAUACUUCUUGAUGUGACUGUCUUAGUUGGUAUGAUAUGACAAUAUCCUAGUUGUUUUUCUGAAUCAAUUAAACGUGUAUGAUUAUUAACCAUUUUACAUUUCUCUAAUAAGAUAAGAAUAGAAUAGAAAAGUAAGGGGAAUUUUUUUGUGUGUUUUAUUUUUUUUUAUUAUUGAUUAAAAUGAAGACUUCAAAUUAAUCAACUGUGUUUUGUUUUUACCAAUAGGAAAUGUAUCAAUACGACUGAACCACUCUGUCACUCUGUUCAAUAAAGUCAUGGCAUGACCAUU
Molecule: messenger RNA, 2755 nt
Organism: Ictalurus punctatus (channel catfish)
Lineage: Eukaryota; Metazoa; Chordata; Actinopteri; Siluriformes; Ictaluridae
Product: GTPase IMAP family member 7
Exons: 6
Coding region: 89-1564 (491 amino acids)
Molecular function (GO): GTP binding
Source: RefSeq, a predicted model, not a curated record